Humulus lupulus (European hop) is the source of this 1332-nucleotide messenger RNA. RefSeq lists its product as uncharacterized. Bases 1 to 1332 code for a protein of 443 amino acids. Lineage: Eukaryota; Viridiplantae; Streptophyta; Magnoliopsida; Rosales; Cannabaceae. The transcript is spliced from 3 exons. The record is from RefSeq and is a predicted model, not a curated record.
AUGGCUGCCAACCAAAGAGAUGAGGCUAACAACAAUGAUGGUCAAAAUCACAUCGCUCAGGACCAAAAUGUGCGAGCAUUAAGAGAUUAUGUGCUCCCUGCUGUCACAAGAGUGCACUCAUGCAUUAGACCGCCGACUGUUACUGCCAAUAACUUUGAGAUUAAGUCGGCGAUGAUACAAAUGGUCCAGACUUCUGUCCAGUUUGGUGGUCUCCCCACUGAGGAUCCUAACUUGCACAUAGCCAACUCAAUAAAUACAUGGGAGGAACUAGCUCAGAAGUUUCUCUCCAAGUUCUUUCCUCCUGCAAAAGCUGCCAAGUGGAGGGGGAAAAUCAAUAACUUUUAUCAUAAUGAGGGAGAGUCAUUGUACAAUUCUUGGGAAAGAUUCAAAGACCUGCUCAAGAAAUUCCCUCAUCACGGUAUAGAGAAGUGGAUGUUAGUCCACAAUUUUUAUAAUGGGUUGUGCGGUACUACUCACACUAUAAUAGAUGCAGCAGCAGGUGGUGCUUUCAUGAGUAAAGGGGCUGAUGAGGCCUAUGAAUUGUUAGAGGAGAUGGCUAUGAGCAAUUAUCAGUGGCCUGCCGAACGAGACACCUCACAGAGAAAAGUAGCUGGGGUACAUGAAUUAGAUGCUAUCACUACUUUAACUGCUCAAGUUGCUUCAUUGACAAAGCAAUUGCAACAAAACAAGAUCUCAGCUCAAGCCCAGGCUAUACAGAUGCAAUCAGGGUGUGAAUUAUGUGGAGGGCCUCAUUUGUAUGAACAAUGUACAGUGGCCAACAUGUAUGGUAAUAUACCAGUUGAUCAGGCUCAGGUACAGGCAGUUGGUAAUUUUCAGAGGCCAUAUCAAAACCUGUUCUCCAACACUUACAAUCUUGGGUGGAGAAAUCACCCAAAUUUCUCAUGGAGAAACAAUCAGGGCAAACAAUCACAGUUUCAAGGGCCAUACCAGCAGAACAUGUCACAACAGCCUAUGAAUCAAGCCUCAUCGUCACACCAGCCUAGGCCACAGGACCAACCAGAAAAGCCUAAUGAUUUGCAAGCAGCUUUACCGCAAGGGAAUUUUCCUAGCAAUACUGUGGUAAAUCCUAAGGAGAACUGUCAAGCAAUUUUGUUGAGGAGUGGUAAGCAAGUGGAGCAGCCCAGUGUACAAAAGUCAGCAGUUCAGAAUGAAGAGUUGGGUGAGAAAUCUGAUACAAAUGAGAAAGGGGUUACUGAAGACCACCAGAGUUCAGAAAAGAGUCCUCCAAUUGUUGAUGACCAGCCAGUUCGAGUUCCAUAUCCUCAAAGGCUUAGAAAAAAAAUCUUGAUAAAUAGUUUUCUAAGAUUCUAG